CCCUUUCGCUGAUUGCUGUGGCUGCGCGCCCGACCCCGCCCGCGCGUGUGCGCGGCCGAGUUAGGGCGCCGCACGGGCCUGAUGGGGGUGAUCCAGGCUUUCGGGGACGCCGAGCGCCACUUUCCUCCUCCCUGGCAGUGAGAGAGAGAGAGAGGUGGAGAGGGAGAAGCGGGCUGCUGUCCUUCCAGGCCACUUUCGCUGCGCGAUUCCGCGAGCUCCCGGCAGGAGGUGAAAGUCCCCGGCGGGGUCCGGAUGGCGCAGUUGAACUGCGGCUGCUGAGCUCGCGGCCGCCUGCGCGCGCUGGGCGCGGGGACUCGUCUGGGCUACUCCCCCACCUCGCGUUGGACGACCGGUCCUGGACACACCGCUUGCGAGGCAAGUUGAACAUUGCAGAGAAGGAUCUUAAGGCUACACCCGACUUGCCACACUUGCCAUCCAGCUGAAGAACCAAAGGCUGUUGGAGAGAUGGCAGUGACAUCCCACCACAUGGUCCCUGUGUUUGUCCUGAUGAGCGCCUGCCUGGCCACCGCAGGUCCAGAGCCCAGCACCCGGUGUGAACUGUCACCGAUCAGUGCCUCUCAUCCAGUCCAGGCCCUGAUGGAGAGCUUCACCGUUCUGUCUGGCUGUGCCAGCAGAGGCACCACUGGGCUGCCAAGGGAGGUUCACAUCCUAAACCUCCGCAGUACAGACCAAGGACUAGGCCAGCCGCAGAGAGAGGUUACCCUGCAUCUGAACCCCAUUGCCUCCGUGCACACUCACCACAAGCCUGUUGUGUUCCUGCUCAACUCCCCACAGCCCCUGGUGUGGCAUGUGAAGACAGAGAGACUGGCUGCUGGUGUCCCCAGACUCUUCCUGGUUUCGGAGGGUUCUGUGGUCCAGUUUUCAUCAGGAAACUUCUCCUUGACAGCAGAAACAGAGGAAAGGAGUUUCCCUCAAGAAAAUGAGCAUCUGCUACACUGGGCCCAAAAGGAAUAUGGAGCAGUGACUUCAUUCACCGAACUUAAGAUAGCAAGAAAUAUCUAUAUUAAAGUGGGAGAAGAUCAAGUGUUCCCUCCCACGUGUAACAUAGGGAAAAAUUUUCUCUCGCUCAAUUACCUUGCGGAGUACCUUCAACCCAAAGCCGCCGAAGGUUGUGUCCUGGCCAGUCAGCCCCACGAGAAGGAAGUGCAUAUCAUUGAGUUAAUCUCCCCCAACUCCAAUCCUUACAGCACCUUCCAGGUGGAUAUAAUAAUUGACAUACGACCUGCUCGAGAGGAUCCUGAGGUGGUCAAAAACCUCGUCCUGAUCUUGAAGUGCAAAAAAUCUGUCAACUGGGUGAUCAAGUCUUUUGACGUCAAGGGAAACUUGAAAGUUAUUGCUCCUGACAGUAUUGGCUUUGGAAAAGAGAGUGAACGAUCCAUGACAGUGACCAAAUUGGUAAGAAAUGACAUCCCUUCCACCCAAGAGAAUCUGAUGAAGUGGGCAUUGGACAAUGGCUACAGCCCAGUGACGUCAUACACCAUAGCUCCUGUGGCCAAUAGAUUUCAUCUUCGGCUUGAGAACAACGAGGAGAUGAGAGAUGAGGAAGUCCACACCAUUCCUCCUGAGCUUCGGAUCCUGCUGGGCCCUGACCACCUGCCUGCCCUGGACAGCCCAUCCUUCCAAGGGGAAAUCCCAAAUGGAGGUUUCCCCUUCCCAUUCCCGGAUAUCCCCAGGAGAGGCUGGAAGGAGGGAGAAGAUAGGAUCCCCCGGCCAAAGGAACCCAUCAUUCCCAGAGUUCAAUUGCUUCCAGACCACAGAGAGCCAGAAGAAGUGCAAGGGGGCGUGAAUAUCGCCCUGUCAGUCAAAUGUGACAAUGAAAAGAUGGUGGUAGCUGUAGACAAAGAUUCUUUCCAGACCAAUGGCUACUCGGGGAUGGAGCUCACCCUGUUGGAUCCUUCCUGCAAAGCCAAGAUGAAUGGUACCCACUUUGUACUGGAGUCUCCGCUGAAUGGCUGUGGUACUAGACAUAGGAGGUCAGCCCCAGAUGGUGUGGUUUACUAUAACUCUAUUGUGGUGCAGGCUCCAUCCCCUGGGGAUAGCAGUGGCUGGCCAGACGGCUACGAAGAUUUGGAGUCGGGUGAUAAUGGAUUUCCUGGAGACACAGAUGAAGGAGAAACUGCCCCCCUGAGCCGUGCUGGAGUGGUAGUGUUUAACUGCAGCUUGCGGCAGCUGAGGAGUCCCAGUGGCUUCCAGGACCAGCUCGAUGGAAAUGCUACCUUCAACAUGGAGCUGUAUAACACAGACCUCUUUCUGGUGCCCUCCCCAGGGGUCUUCUCUGUGGCAGAGAAUGAGCAUGUAUAUGUUGAGGUGUCUGUCACUAAGGCUGACCAAGAUCUGGGAUUUGCCAUCCAAACCUGCUUUAUCUCUCCAUACUCAAACCCAGACAGAAUGUCUGAUUACACCAUCAUCGAGAACAUCUGUCCGAAGGAUGACUCUGUGAAGUUCUACAGCUCCAAGAGAGUGCACUUCCCCAUCCCACAUGCUGAAGUGGACAAGAAGCGGUUCAGCUUUGUGUUCAAGUCCGUGUUCAACACCUCCCUGCUCUUCCUGCACUGCGAGCUGACGCUGUGCUCUAGGAAGAAGGGCUCCCAGAAGCUGCCAAAGUGUGUGACUCCUGACGACGCCUGCACCUCUCUAGAUGCCACCAUGAUCUGGACCAUGAUGCAGAAUAAGAAGACAUUCACCAAGCCCCUGGCCGUGGUCCUCCAAGUAGAUUAUAAAGAAAAUGUUCCAAACAUGAAGGAGUCCAGUCCGGUUCCUCCUCCUCCACAGAUUUUCCACGGCCUGGACACGCUCACCGUGAUGGGCAUUGCGUUUGCAGCAUUUGUGAUCGGAGCACUCCUGACGGGGGCCUUGUGGUAUAUCUACUCCCACACAGGGGAGACGGCACGAAGGCAGCAAGUCCCUACCUCGCCACCAGCCUCGGAGAACAGCAGCGCAGCCCACAGCAUAGGGAGCACUCAGAGCACUCCCUGCUCUAGCAGCAGCACGGCCUAGGUGGACAGAUGGACGCCGCUGCCUAGGUGGACAGACGGAUGCCUGCCACCGCCGGGGCAGGGCCAGAUGCCGAUGCUGGGUGUCCAGACUCAGAAGGCUUGAUCUGGGUUCCCUGUAAAGAGAGAGUGAAUUUCAGUAUACAGACAGCCUGCUCUACCCACCCCUUCCUUACCACGGCCCACGUAAAUGUGACCCUGGACAUCUGUCACACGAAAGCUAAGCUGGUGGCCUUCCCCGCCAGCCCCUCGCAGGAUGGGGGUUUCAAUGUGAAACAUAUGCCAGUUUUUGUUCUUUUUUUUUUUUUUUAUGCUGCUUUGUCCAGGUGUCCAAACAUCCAUCAUUUGGGGUCGUAUGUUUUAAAGAGUAAAGGAGACGGUGAAGGGAUGUCAGCUAGAGUGUAGAGCCAGGGAGAGACAGCCAGGGAUUCUCGCCUAGCUGAACCAAGAUGUAAAAUAGGAGAAAUGCUCCCUCCAUAGCCAAUCUGCAUCUCGCUCUGGAUGCCCACUCCUGACCUGCCACGCCCUACAUGGUCCCCUGUGUAGCUUGCUAGCCUUGGGGGCCUGUCACUUGCCAAAGUAACAUUCCUCUCUUGGGCCAAAAUGAAUGCUGACUCCUGAUACUCCGCACAAGCACACCAACUCCAAAAGUGCCUUAAAGCCAGGUUUGUGUCUCCUUUCAGGAGAGAGCGUGUAACGUCAGAUUUGUGCCUGUCUCGAACAUUCUGUCCUAAUCAUACUUAAACAUCAGGCAGGUGGGGUUCAGUGGUAAGCGAAGGGAUUAUUAGCAAGGUAAUGCCUGUGUAUGGUCAUAUAGGCACAAAUGCAGAACACCCAGCACAUUGGAGAGACGACCACUUCCUCCUUUAAAAUGUCCUAUGCUUCCAGAGUCGGAACCUGAGUUAUAUGUGGUAGAUUAUAUUGACUCCAACCAUCAGCCUUUCUGAUGAGCCUGUAGAGAAGCCUAGAGAGCCCCGGGCCAUCUGAUGAUGUCACCAGUGCUGCCUCAGAUGAUACAGAGACAGGGAGUUUCAGGUGAACUUCUUCAGCAGAAUAAGGUGAUGCCACUCUGACCUUUGCUGAGCUCAGUGACUCUUCAGUGUUAAAACUGAACCCCAGAGGGGAUUCUCCAUGCCAGAUCCGCUGCAAAUUAAAUAAUACCAAUUUUCUAGAGUCCCUCCCUCCUCCCCCCUCCCCUGCCAACCAACUUAAGAUUCCAUAAGUAGAACAAGCUAGAUCCUAACCUGAAAUAGCCAUGAGCAAAGCCCACUGCCUUUACAGUCAGGCAGUUGUGCCCAGACCUUCAUGAAUGAAAACGUCAACGUUGAAGCGUUGCUGAUGGAAGCAGCGUGUGAAGGGAUACGGACAAUCUCUCAGUCGAUGAGCCCUCGUCUGACUGACCAGAGUGGCCCAGCUUCUAUUCAAUUGGGAAAAUUUGAACCAAAGCAGAUUUCUUCAGGGCUGAGGGUCUCCAACCGAUGCAUAGAUACAUUGAAAUACUUUAGAUUUCCCACAUGGAUGGUUUGAGACUAGAGAAAUACUUUUCUCUAGUUCGUUGGUUUUUAACAUGAAGGUGUCUUUGGGGAGGACCUGGAUCAUGCUACCUGUGUUUAAAAAUAAUGCGCUUUGCCUAACCUUCAGCCGAAUGUAACUGAUAAGUAUAUUCUAUGUAUAAAAAAAUGUUUAAAGAUGUCUUCAAGGAAGACUAGAGUCUUUAAAUCACUUAUAGCUAUAUUUUACUACAAAAAUUCUGUAUAAAGAUAUAUUUAAAUAUUUUAGAGAAAUUUAAGUUACUCCUUAUGAAAUGUUUAAUUUCAGUUACUGUGAAUUCUUCUAAUCAGUUCGUUCUUUGAUUUUAAAAAGAAAAACCUUUUCCAUCAUAUUAAAGAGAAAAUUAGCUAUGGGAAGAUAUUAAAAGAUUUCUUAGAUGGAUGUGGUUAAAAUUUUUGUAAUAUAUUUAAAUGUAUAUUUUUGAGAGAGAUACUACAUUGCCAAGGACUUUAUAAAUAAUCUUAAAUUAACUUACAAAUUUAUAAGAUGCAAACCAAAAGACUUUUUUUUUUUUAAAGAGAGAGAGAAAAGAGAAAAAAGCUUUUAUUUCCUUGGAUCUCAUUAUCAGAAAUAUUAUUCAGCUCAAGAAAUCUGACCCCAUAUUGGAAAAUGAAUGUCCUUUAGUAUUCCUGAAGCUAAAGCUUGGGUGUCUCCUCCCAGCUCUUGUUACAGUGUUUCUGACUGCUUCACCCUUCACAGAUUUAAUACAAUGUAUAAGCCUUACUUUCAUAACAUAUUCUACAAGUUUCCUUAAGACUGUUGUUAUAGUCUGGCUGAACCCAUUUCCACCUGCAAAGUCUUGUGUUGUGUCUGCAGGCCACACCAGUGGCCACAGGGGCCAUUUUGUCUUGUUGAUGCUGAAACCAUGCUGGACUGCCCCAGGCUAAGGCAGGACUGUCUGUGCAAGGCACUACAGCUAUUCACGUGGAGUUACCGCUGCAUUUUCAAAGGUCGGAGAUCUUUCUUCUGCCUGAGUUGGUCAUGUAGCAAUUUUUUCCUAAACACAAAAUGGCCUUUUGCUUGUCUGGUAAUGAGAUUGUAAAUCCAUUUCCUGCGUGUGUUCUCCGCAGGCUUGCCUGAGUGUGUGGGGUGCGCAGGCGCGUGCCUGUCUUUUUGUACUGUAACUACCUCAUGGUUUGAAUGAUGAGCGUACUGCUGGUUGUAUUAACAGAGCACAUUUGUCGGGUGAGUCGUGUAUACAAACUUUUUUUUUUUAUCCUGUUUGUUUUAUCUGGGGGUUCGUUCAUUAAACUGACAGAUAUUUUUCUAGGAAGGACUAUUAUCAGUUUCCAAAUGCAAUACUCUAUUCUGGUUUUUCCUGAGUGAGCCUGAUUUUGUUCCUGUUUUUCAUCUACGAGGGUAAAAGCAUACCCCGGGAAAUCCCUGUGGCCAGUUUGAACACCCCUGCUGUAACCUUCCCUCUGUUCCAUGGUCUUUGUGAACCUGCUUAGAGGUAUAGUUUUGAUAACCACAGUUUUAAUUCUUUUAUCUGUGCAUAAUAAAGAUAUGUAUCAAUUAUUAAUUU
Messenger RNA from Mus musculus (house mouse), 6090 nucleotides. It is a transcript of the gene Tgfbr3, whose product is annotated as transforming growth factor, beta receptor III. The transcript has 17 exons. Gene Ontology annotation, biological process: positive regulation of transforming growth factor beta receptor signaling pathway; animal organ development; transforming growth factor beta receptor signaling pathway. Gene Ontology annotation, molecular function: transforming growth factor beta binding; transforming growth factor beta receptor activity; glycosaminoglycan binding. The record is from RefSeq and is marked validated. The coding region runs from base 466 to 3018 and encodes 850 amino acids. Gene Ontology annotation, cellular component: plasma membrane; extracellular region. NCBI's taxonomy places the organism in Eukaryota, Metazoa, Chordata, Mammalia, Rodentia, Muridae.